Molecule: messenger RNA, 2891 nt
Organism: Linum trigynum
Lineage: Eukaryota; Viridiplantae; Streptophyta; Magnoliopsida; Malpighiales; Linaceae
Source: the annotation of a GenBank genome assembly
UAAAAGGUUUUAUCCGUUUUUGAAAUUAAUGGGUUGGAUUUUGAUUUUCCAAAACUCAAUCUGCUAAAGUAAAACGACAUUAUUUGUUGGAAUUUAUCGAUGUUAGGAGAAAUAAUUUAUACUUAUGUUCGUAAGCUCAUGAAUACUUAUGCACCGAUGACAUCAGUUAGAUUGGGUUAAAUUUGCUCUUCCAAAACUCAAAAGAUAUUUUAGCAAGUUAUUUUAACACAUACACCCGCUAAGCAGCUAUAUUUGAAUUUAGCCAAUGUCGACGGCUCCAACUGCAAAGCAUAAAGCCGUCUUUCUUCGAUGAAACAAGAGUCUGCAAAUGGUUUAAUCAAGAAGAGGAAUUCCAAUCAGUCCAAACAAUACAGUUAUUAAAUGAAUUAUAUAAAUGCGAAGAGAUCAAACUCUCGACCGCUCUUGAUCAUAUUGUAUUAUAUAAAAGCAGCUUAUUACCUACCGUGCUCAAGAACACAGCCAUGGCGAUGAUGAUUCCCAGUAUCACCAAGUUGGCCAUCUUGCUUCCCUUCAUAUCAUGGAUGUACGCAGGCCUUCUGCCUUCAAGCGAAUCGGCCAGAAAUACGAUUUCUCCACGACGACGGGGGGAAGAAUGAUGCUCCAACAAUGGCUCGGGCCAAUUCUAGCAACUUGUACGCCUAUGUAAUAAUAACGGUAUUAUGAUUGUGUGUGUAUACGAUGGGCAAGAACCGCCAUCUGCACCGGCCUAGCAGUAACAGAGCAACGCCGACUGUCGCCGGCAGGCGACCUCGUACAACUUCCGGCAAUGCUUCCAUUCAGCAAGGAGAGUCCUGUGAGAUGAUAUGAUAUCUGCAGCAGGGUACAGUACCCUCCGACUUAUUCUAAUGAGUGUGAGCCCGGAUACUACCUGGCUUGCGAUUGUGGAACAUGCAUAUGCUAUUCCUAUCCUUUUUGAUAGAGCCAAUUUUCCUCCCCUGCUUUCCAGCUGAGAUGAGUCCAAUAUAGUACGUAGUUUGCGAGCAAACUUGUGGUGUGGUAGCACUACAAGGAAAAUGGCCUAUGCCACGAAACCGCUGCUAAGAUUUGCGGAAUUAAUUGUAGAAAGGGUUAGUUGUACGGGUCAGAAGUCCUUGCUAGCCUUAAACAGUUAAAUCUAAUUGCGUACUCUUUUAAAUAUAUAUUGGGGCUAGUUGGUCCAGUUAUUGGUACCAGUUGCAUAUAGCUUCCGUUUAUGAGAUGGAAGAUGCAUGCAAAUCUGGCAGCCAGUUGCAUCUUGAUCGUGAAGGCAGUCGUCCAAUUAGCUUUCUUCAGACACAUGCAUUUCUGGCAGCCAGUUUGCCACUGCUUUCACGUGCUUCUUCUCAGCUGUCAUUGCACUCUUCAAGGUUCAAACAAAUCCCUUGACAAAUAUAAACUUCCCAAAUGAGUUUGCUUUGUCGCUAGUUAUAUGUAAGUUAACUUCUGGGAGAGAAGAUGGGAGCGUGUUCUGGGGCGACGCUUCGGAGAUGCCAACUCUUUUGCCAAUGGAUGGAUGAGGCUGAAUUGAUCGAACUGGGUUUCCAGGGACCGCAAUUUACCUGGUUUAGAGGUGAUACCCUAAGCACUAGGAAAGCCAGUCGGAUUUACCGCUCUCUUUGCAAUGCAGCUUGGAAUUUAAACUUCCCCAAUACAACAGUUCAACAUCUCCCAAAGUUUCACUCUGACCACUUGCCUAUUCUAACGUCUGUUCAAAGUCAUCAGGACCCUAAUCUUUCUACUACGAGGAGUUUCAAGUUCGAAGCGGUAUGGGCCACAGAUGAUAGGUUUUCGAAAUUUCUAGCUGAUAAUUGGAGCCAAGACCUGCCUCUCCAGCAAGCGCUUGAGGCGGUCACGCCAAAGCUGAUGCAAUGGAGUAAAGAUGUUUUUGGCUCAAUUCAUAAAAGGAAAAUGCGCCUUUUGGCCCGUCUACAGGGAAUUACUACUCGGUUGGCCACCUCCUUCAAUCCAGGGCUGCUCAAGUUGCAAAUCAGAUUAGAAAAGGAUCUGGACGAGGUACUUGCCCAAGAAGAAUUGAUCUGGUUCCAGCGAGCCAAAGAGAAUUGGGUUACUCUCGGGGAGCAAAAUACUUCAUACUUUCAUCAUCAAGCAACGAGACGUAGGAGAAGAAACAAAAUCAUGACCCUACGGGCGGCCAAUGGGGAUUGGAUUGAAGAUCAACAGGAGCCGCUUCAUAUGAUUCUAAGCUUCUAUACAACGCUUUAUAAAGAAGAUAACAACCAAUAUGAAGAUCUCAUGCCCCGUAAUGCCUUUCCCAAGCUGCGGCAAGAGGGGAUAUCAUGAUGCUUCAUCGACCUUUUCAGAUUGCUGAUUUCCACAAAGCUAUUUUUUAGAUGAAACCAUCUUCGGCCUCUGGUCCAAAUGGCUUUCAAGCCAUUUUUUACCAAAAGCUAUGGCCGAUAGUUGGGAAAAGCCUCACUGAGAUGGCCAUUAAGUUCUUUGACACGCGCGGGAGAGAUGGCAGAAGACACCCUGGACUCCACGAUAGUGCUUAUUCCCAAGACUGAUUAGUCGGAGUCACCUACUCAUUUCAGACCGAUUUGUCUGAAUAAUGCGACUCUCAAAGCUGUGACUAAGGCGAUCGCCAACAGAUUAAAGUCGCUGAUGCCUAAACUCAUUGCUCCGAAUAAGAGUGGCUUCAUAAAGGGCAGAUAGACCAACGACAAAAUUAUCCUGCUGCAAGAAACUCUCCACCAUCUUCGCAACAAGAAAGGUCACAAGGGAGGCUUGGUGAUCAAGAUUGACUUAGAAAAAGCUUAUGAUCGGCUGAAGUGGGACUUCAUCAGAGACACUUUGGGAGAGAUUGGGCUUGCUAGCUCCCUUAUCAGCAGAAUCAUGUCUUGCGUGGAACGGAACAAAAUGUGAAUUAACUG